CCAAACCAUUGCUUGUGAUGCAUCUUUGAGACAUGGAUGAACAACCCGAGUGGCACACCAAGAGAUCUACGGUAGAGAGGCAGCUUUUAGAGCUGCGCACAGAGAGGGAGUCUCUUCGGAAGCAGGAGCAGGAAGCGCAAGCCCGGAAGGCCGAGAUCGAACGCCGCGCGUCUGAAGAGGAGAGUGCAUUGUUGGCAGCAGCAGAUGUCGCAGACGGAGCCAAUGUGGCAGAAACAUCGGCUCUACGCGAGCGCAUGGCCAUGGUGAAGGAUCAAGCCGAGGAUGUUUUGGUAGAAGCUGAUGAACGGGAACACGAGUUCGCCGAGGAGUGCCGACACCUGCGGGUGGACAGGAUUGAAGCCGAGAAGGGACUGAGGGAGGAGACCAAGAAACUUAAGGUGUUCUCCAAGAACAUUGACGAAGUGGAGACUGAGUACCACGAAGCUCUGCGGAGGCAAACUGCAGAGUUGCAGACGAAGCGACAAGAAAAUUGGAAGAGACGACAAGAUUUGGUGCAGCAGACGGAAACCAAGGCUCUGGAAAUGAAAGAUGAGCUGAUGAAGGAAUUGCAAGCUGUGCACGAUGAGCUGAGAAGAGCCAAAGCAGAGAUCCAACGCAACGUGAAAGACCAGGUCUUGCUGCGCCAGAAGGUGCUGAACAGCGUGGAUCAAGACAUCCACAACAUUGACCUUGCAGUGAAUCAAGGUCUGGAUGACGCCAAAAGUCGUGCCCGAGAUCUACAUCAACGUGCCCAAGAGAUCAUCCAAGAGGUGCAGCAGAGAGACUUCGCCAUGGAAGAACAGCUGCGGCGGCGUGUUUCCACCGCCAUCACUGUUUUGGACAUGGCCAAGACCGCCAAAGAUUCCGCCAGCACGGAGCAUGCUGGCAACGAACAGCGCCGUCGCCACACGGCCAAAGCCUUCGGCGACGUCUUUCCGCGCAGCAGUCGCUUUGACUUCUCCGGGCUCAGCACGGCCAAGCCGCGGCUGCAGCCCGGGCCCGAUGGGUCUUGGGACGGGCAACAAACGCCGACGCCGUCGCGGUGACGUGGCGAAAA
Molecule: messenger RNA, 1057 nt
Organism: Cladocopium goreaui
Lineage: Eukaryota; Dinophyceae; Suessiales; Symbiodiniaceae
Source: the annotation of a GenBank genome assembly